CACGUGAUCGUCCAAUGUGGUUUCUCUUUCACUUUGGCAGGCAAAAACUAAUUGCCCUAAUUACAGUGUUGACAUUGCACUUUACUGAUUGUUUUGAUACUGAAACAUGUGGAAUGUCUUGUCAACAGCCAUCAACGGCCGUAGUUGUGUACGAUGAGAGCAAAUUGUCCCCAUUGGUCAAGACGUCCAGGACUUUCAAUUUUGUAAAUACAGAACUUGUGAUCAAACAAGAUUGGGGAAAUUUAGGAGUUGCAGCAGUUGUAUGGGAUGCUGCAAUAGUUCUUUGUGAGUUCAUAGAAAAGCAUAAAGAAGAAUUCAAAAACAAAGAAGUUAUAGAGCUUGGAGCAGGAUCAGGAAUUGUUGGCAUUGUAACAGCAUUGAUUGGAGCUAAUGUUGUUAUCACAGACAGGGAACAAGUCUACCGCUACCUAAAACAUGUUGUAAAGGAUAAUCUUAAAGACAAAGAAAAUGUCAAAUAUUCAGUAAAAAUCUUAGACUGGACGAGAGACCUUCAUAAAUUUCCACAGAAGUACGAUAUAAUUCUAGGAGCUGAUGUCAUCUAUGUGGAGGAAGUGUUUGAUGCUUUGUUAGCAACACUACAACAUCUCAGCCAUGAUGAGACGAAAAUAUAUUUGUCAUGUAAAUUACGAUAUGAUCGUGACACAAGAUUUUUAGAUAUGGUUCAGAAACACUUUUCGUUAAAAGAAGUUCUGCAUGACAAGGAUAAAGAUAUUAAAAUUUUCCUAUGUAAAAAAAUUAAAGUAUUGAGCUAAAUGUCAUAAAUGU
Molecule: messenger RNA, 786 nt
Organism: Mytilus trossulus (common blue mussel)
Lineage: Eukaryota; Metazoa; Mollusca; Bivalvia; Mytilida; Mytilidae
Product: protein N-lysine methyltransferase METTL21A-like
Exons: 3
Coding region: 15-773 (252 amino acids)
Biological process (GO): peptidyl-lysine methylation
Cellular component (GO): cytoplasm; cytosol
Molecular function (GO): protein-lysine N-methyltransferase activity
Source: RefSeq, a predicted model, not a curated record